Molecule: messenger RNA, 741 nt
Organism: Ramularia collo-cygni
Lineage: Eukaryota; Fungi; Ascomycota; Dothideomycetes; Mycosphaerellales; Mycosphaerellaceae
Exons: 1
Coding region: 1-741 (246 amino acids)
Source: RefSeq, a predicted model, not a curated record
AUGUCCACACAGGAAGAGCAAUCAGCGUCAAUGAACGCAGAGGGUGGCCUAAAUGCAGGAGCAAAUGCGUCUGGCAGCGCCCAAGCAAACAGCAAAUCCGUCAAGAAGACCCCCAAAAAGCUAGGCGGUCAAAAACCACCACAGCAACAGCCAACACCAUCUCCCGAAGAAGAUGAUGCCGAUGCUGGAGCUGACCAGCAAGCUUCGGUCGAGGCCGACGCAGAGCAAGAACCAGAGCCAGAGCAGCAACGCCAACCAUCUCGCCGACGMCAAAGCCGUGGACGUGGUCGCAAAGGAGGAGCCGCGGUUCAGGAGAGCGACACCGAGUCUAUUGCUCGCAGCGACGUCAGUGCAUCUGGAGGUCGCCGUCAGAGGCAACGUGCGAAGAAACAGGGCGCCCAAUCCAAAAACUCUGGAGGUGGACCGCUCGACGACAUCACAGAGCAGGUUCCUGGCGGCGAAGUCGUUAACCAAGCUGGCGACCUCGUGCAGAACACUGCUGGCGAUGCGGUUGGUCAAGUUGGAGACACGGCUGGGAAAGCUCUAGGUGGUCUGACUGGUGGAGGUGGAGCCGGCAAAGCUCUCGGUGGCUUGACUGGUGGCGGUGAGGACAAGGAGAAGAAGCCGGAGGAGGGAGAGGGUGGCGAACAGCUUCGUUUGAGAUUGGAGCUCAAUCUUGAUAUCGAGAUUCAGCUCAAGGCGAAGAUUCACGGUGACUUGACGCUGGGUCUAUUAAACUGA